Bombus pascuorum is the source of this 3783-nucleotide messenger RNA. Its product is annotated as non-canonical poly(A) RNA polymerase protein Trf4-1-like. Gene Ontology annotation, molecular function: mRNA binding; poly(A) RNA polymerase activity. Gene Ontology annotation, biological process: RNA 3'-end processing. The transcript is spliced from 8 exons. Gene Ontology annotation, cellular component: nucleolus; TRAMP complex. Lineage: Eukaryota; Metazoa; Arthropoda; Insecta; Hymenoptera; Apidae. The coding region runs from base 174 to 1895 and encodes 573 amino acids. The record is from RefSeq and is a predicted model, not a curated record.
GUACGAAGUUCCUUCUAAAAUACUGUUGUUCAUUGGUCGUAUGUAUGAAUUUCAUAGUGUUCGCAGGUUACAAUAAAUCAGACAAUUUUUCAAUUAAAGUUGAAUUAAGAUUGGAAUUGUAGUGUAGUGUGCAAGGACCAUUAAUCGUAAGAUACAGAAUCGAGAACUAUUUAAUGGAUCCGACUAUCGGUUGGUAUCAACCGGAGCAGUUCGGCCCUGCUAAGGAUUUGUGGUUACACAUUUGGGAAGCUGAGAAAGGCCUGGAUAUUUUAACGUUGAAAAACGACUCGUCUUCGAAUGUAAUGGGAAUGAAGCUUCAACAAGACUUUAUGUCCUUGGAUUCUCUUAAUUCUCGUACAGGGGACCGCAUGCAACAUAAUACUUGCAGCAACUAUUAUAAUCCAUCUCGUAGGAAAGGUGAUAAUCGUGCUAGUACCUACGGCAUGAACUACAAUUACGAUGCCUUAGUUGGCGAAUACGGCGGUUGUCCAUGGCGGGUACCUAAUAAACAUUAUUCGAAGGGUGUUAUUGGAUUACAUGAAGAAAUUGAAGAUUUUUUUGCUUAUAUGUGCCCCUCUAAUGAAGAACAUAGUUUACGAAUGCGUGUUGUCAAAAGGAUAGAACAAGUAAUAUAUGAUCUCUGGCAAGAUUCUAAGGUUGAAGUAUUUGGCAGCUUUCGCACUGGUUUAUAUUUACCUACAAGUGAUAUAGAUUUAGUAGUAAUAGGAAUGUGGACAAAUCUUCCAUUACGUACUUUGGAACGUGCUUUAUUGGAUCAAAAUAUAGCUGAACCAUCUUCUAUUAAAGUUUUGGAUAAAGCUAGUGUCCCAAUUGUAAAGUUGACUGAUAAAGAAACUGAGAUUAAAGUAGAUAUCAGUUUUAAUAUGAAUAAUGGCGUUAAAUCUGCAGAAUUGAUAAAUUCUUUUAAAAAGAGGUUUCCAGUACUGGAAAAAUUAGUAAUGGUAUUAAAACAAUUCUUGUUACAAAGAGACCUGAAUGAAGUGUUUACUGGUGGAAUUUCCUCUUAUAGUUUAAUACUUAUGACUAUCAGUUUUCUACAGUUACAUCCCAGACAAAAUGCUUAUUGCUCAAGUGCUAAUCUUGGGGUGCUGUUAAUAGAAUUUUUGGAAUUAUAUGGUAGGAAAUUUAAUUAUGUUAAAACAGGAAUUCGUGUAAAAGAUGGUGGUACUUACAUAUCGAAAGAAGAGGUUCAAAGAGAUAUGAUAGAUGGCCAUCGACCUUCUUUAUUAUGCAUAGAAGAUCCACUUACACCAGGGAAUGAUAUUGGUCGUAGUAGUUAUGGUGCUCUGUAUGUAAAAGACGCAUUUGAUUGGGCUUAUUAUGUCCUCUCACAAGCAGUUAGUCCUUUAAAUAUCUUAGUUAAUGAUGCAAAUAAAAUAAGUAUACUAGGAAGAAUAAUUCGCGUGACAGAUGAAGUAAUAGAAUAUCGCAAAUGGAUUAAAGAAACAUUCCCACUACCUUUGAGUGAGGUAGAUUCAUUAUCAAGUUCUACUGCAUCUGAUGCUUCAACACUAUCUGCACCAGCUAGUGAUACGGAUUCCGAGUGUAGUCGUGGAAAUUCUCCUAAUGCUAGUGGAAAAGGAGAAGAUAGAAAUAAAGGAAGACAUGUAUAUAAUAAUCAACAUACUCAUCAUCAUUCACAAUGGAAAAAGCCAUUUAAAGGAACUGCUCAUGGUAAUCAUCAUCAUAGUUCCAGAGGAAACUAUCAUCAUCGUGGAAUAAAUAAUAAUAUAAGCGGACAAAGUAAAGCGAAACACUCUCUUCACAGUAAUGGAAAUAAUAAUAACAGCCAUAGUCCAAGUUCAAGAUCACAAACCGUUAAACGAAAAAAACAGUGCAUUACACCUCGUGGUACUGGAGAUUGUGUACGGUGAUGAAACGUGUAAAAUAAUGUUGGACUUUGUUUCACACUUAAGUAGAGAGCUCAAUAUCAUAAUUGUGUGGUGAAAAGACAUUGAUUAACUUUCAUCACGCAACUAAAUUAUCCUUUCCACUUUAGAGGGGCUCUGUGUCUAGAAUUAUAGAGUUGAUAUACUCUAUAUUACAUUUUUCUUAUAUGGACAAGCAAGUGGCCCUGGUAUAGUUAAGUUCUUCAUUUCACCAGAACAAUUUUUUAUUCUGUACGAAAAUUUACAUACCAAAGACGUACAGAAUUGUAAUAUAGAUUGGUCUAAUUUUACUUUUAUUUUGCAUUACUGCACAUAUUACAAACAACAUUAAAAAAGACGUGUAAUAUUUUAUUAAUUAUUGUUUACAAAGUUACAACCUUAUUGCAAUCUUCGAAUAGCAAUUGUGUCCAUAAUUACGGUAAACUGAUUGUAAUACAUUUAUAUAAUACGAACGAUAUAUACAAAGAUUAUUUACAGUGCAGUUUUCUUAAAGAUUUCAUGAAGUUGUAAAACAAACUUUAAUAAUGAUGAUAAAGACUUAGUUUUCUAUACGGAACUAUAUUCUUAUAACAAAGGGAUAACAGAAAAAUUGGUGAUAUUGGAACUUACCUAUUGUAAAUAUUGUAAUAUAUAUUAUCGAACAUAGAAAAAUAAGUCUAAGAGUUACCUACUACAUUUUUUUUAUUUUGUACGUAUCUAAAAUAGUGUUUGUUAUAAUAAUUUUAUCAUUUAAGAUCAUGGAUUAGUCCAUGUACAUGUGAGAAUUACGUAUUUUUUUGCUAUGAUAUGUAAGUCCAGUAGUUGUGAAAAUGUUUUGGUAUAUCUUUCGGAUUUUAAUAAAGUUAUAAGUUCGUGUGCCGAUGAUCAACAAAUUUUGAAUAAAAAAUAUUUUUGAAAAUAUUAACUUAUUAAAGAAAAAAAUGAUACACUUUAGAUUUUUACACUGUGUUCUUUAAAGUCGUAAUUGUGCAUAAUGCUUUACUUUUUAUACAGAAUUACUGAUUUCAUAACACUAGUUUGUAAUUUUUAGUCUCUCCUGAACAAUAAUACAUUAUUUUUAUAUUAUGAGAAUAAUAGUAAGCAUAUACAUUAUGGUCGAAUAUUACAAAUUCAAUGCACGAAUCAGAAAUUGCAUUUAAACAUAUUUUGUGUUACUCUUUAAAAUCUGAGCAACGUUUCAAAAAUUUUGUAUGUGACAAUAUAUGCAGAAGGCCUUUGUAUUAUUGAAAACUAUUAUUGAAAUGUACUUGUGAAAAUCAUCUUAUAUCUAAUUUAUUAUUGAAAAUUACAUUCCGUUCUUCAAUACAAAUAUUUGUUCCUUAAAUUGAAAAAAGAUAACUGCGUAAAAAUAGCAAUUUACUAAUUAAGAAUUUUUAUCCAGAUUGCAUUUUGUGUUAAUGCAAGUUGUAAUGUGAUUCAAACAGUGUCUCCCAUUAAAUUCGAGUGCAGAGAUCAAUAACUCUAUUAUUCACUUUCCUCCAAACUUCUACUUCUUGCGCAGUAUUCUAUAAUAUUAUUUAUCAAAACAUUGUUCAUGGAUAACAUUGUAAGCUGUGAUUCAAUUUUAUAAUUAGAAUGUCAAUUAACCGUAACAACAUACAUAUGUGUGUGUAUACAUGUAUGUAUGGUGUAUGUAAACCACAAUGUGACCAGCAAAAAAUGUGGAUUUUACAUUCUUAAAGCUAUGUAAUUAUUAUUACUAUUGUUAUUGUUACUACCGCUGAUUAAUCUGCAAGGAUGAUUAUAAAUUUUUCAAUUAGAAUCAAAUUUUCGUAAGAAUUUAUUAUUAAUAAUUUGUGAUUUAUGUUUAUCUAUUUUCAAAAAUUAUUUAAAAAUGUAAAACGACAAAUUUAAUAAACAGUAAUAACAGGUU